Postia placenta MAD-698-R-SB12 is the source of this 750-nucleotide messenger RNA. RefSeq lists its product as hypothetical. The coding region runs from base 1 to 750 and encodes 249 amino acids. Gene Ontology annotation, molecular function: hydrolase activity. The record is from RefSeq and is a predicted model, not a curated record. The transcript has 6 exons. Lineage: Eukaryota; Fungi; Basidiomycota; Agaricomycetes; Polyporales; Adustoporiaceae.
AUGAGUCUUUGCAAGGAGUGUAUCAGCGGUGUUCGCCACGAGGGCACGCCCGAAGGCCAGAUCGAGAAGAUCGGCGGCGUCGAGAGCUAUGUCGCGACGCCGACGGGCGACUACCCAAAGGACAAAAUCGUCUUGUUCCUCACGGACGUCUUUGGAAUCCCCCUCAUCAACAACAAGCUGCUCGCCGAUGACAUCGCCCGAAAUGGCUUCAAGGUCGUUAUGCCCGACAUCUUCAAUGGCGACCCGAUCGGCGAAAUGGACCUGAACAAUGCCAGCUUCAAUCGUGAGGCGUGGUUCGCACGGCACCCGGAAGAGACGUGGAAGACCGCCGUCGACCCUGUGGUUGCCGCACUGAAGGAGCAAGGGGUGACGCGGUUUGGCACGACGGGCUACUGCUUCGGUGCGCCCCCUGCGUGGUACCUCGCAUGCAAGAACGAGAGUCACGUCACGGUCGUCUCGCACCCGUCUCGCUUGAAGAUUCCUGACGACCUAGAGAAAUACAAGACGGAGUCUAAGGCUCCCCUCCUCAUUAACAGCUGCGAGGUGGACAGGGCGUUCCCACUAGAGGCCCAGGCGAGCGCCGACGAGGUCCUGGGUGGCGGGAAAUUCGGGCCUGGCUACGAGCGGACGUACUGGGAAGGCUGUACCCACGGCUUUGCGGUUCGCGGAGAUCUCAGCAACCCGAAGGUCAAGGAGGGCAAAGAGGGAUCCUUCAAGGCUACGGUGGAGUUCUUCCUGAAAUAUCUGUGA